AUGGCCACCGCACAUCUGCCCAUCCAGAAGUCGAAAUUCUACGACCAUAAUGGCGAACCCGGCUGCCAGGGACUGGAGGAAGUGAAUCGCAUGUUCCGCAACUUCUGGGAUCCCACCGCCUAUUGGGUGUGCGAAAAGCAAGGAACACGUGCUCGCCUCCAACGUUGUCCGCAAUCGCAGCUGUAUUCCGAGGAACUGGGUCGCUGCAUUCACUAUUCGGACUGGAGCUGGACGGAUCCCAAGGAGCCGCCAAGUCGCCCCAAGUGCUAAAGCAAAGGGGGCAACUUAUUCUCAGUCUGAACCAAACACAUACACUCACUAUUUAUAUGUAUACUUAAUGCUUAAUACCUUAAUAUUAUAAGUCGUAUUGUUUUUAGAAAACAUUUUUACUUUUAAGUGCCAAUGAAAAGAAAAGAAUAAGAAAAAAAAGAUAUCGUGAAUCGAGUACAACAAAA
Drosophila albomicans is the source of this 455-nucleotide messenger RNA. RefSeq lists its product as uncharacterized. The record is from RefSeq and is a predicted model, not a curated record. The transcript has a single exon. Lineage: Eukaryota; Metazoa; Arthropoda; Insecta; Diptera; Drosophilidae. The coding region runs from base 1 to 270 and encodes 89 amino acids. Gene Ontology annotation, molecular function: chitin binding.